Nerophis lumbriciformis (worm pipefish) is the source of this 990-nucleotide messenger RNA. NCBI's taxonomy places the organism in Eukaryota, Metazoa, Chordata, Actinopteri, Syngnathiformes, Syngnathidae. The record is from RefSeq and is a predicted model, not a curated record.
AUGGAGCGCGUGAACCGGUCAGAGCUGUGCUUUCCACAACUGGCUAACCUGUCAUGCAGGAAAUCCUCAUCUAGCUUUUCUGAAGGUGUCUUUCUAAGUGUUCUCCUGCCCUCAACCGGCAUCCUCACCGUGCUGCUCAAUCUCCUGGUCAUUGUCGCAAUCUCCCAUUUCAGGCAGCUCCACACACCCACGAAUCUCCUCCUCCUCUCACUCGCCAUCACUGACAUCCUUGUAGGUCUCCUGAUGAUGUCGGCUGUAAUGUAUAUGACAUCAUCCUGCUGGAUGCUUGGGGAUAUUCUGUGUUGUCUGUUCGCUCUAACAUUGGUUUUGGUAACAACUGCCUCGGUGGGCAACAUGGUACUGAUAUCAGCUGACCGUUAUGUGGCCAUUUGUAACCCUUUGCAAUAUAACGUCAAAAUCACUUUGAAAAGAAUUCAAAUUUCUGUUUGUCUAUGUUGGAUCUCAUCUCUCCUUUACUGUUGGAUCAUUUUGAAUGAACAAAUUGUGCAUCCAGGAAAGUUCAACUCUUGCUAUGGAGAGUGUGUUAUUAAGGCUGACAUUAUAGGGGGAAUUUUUGAUGUGAUUUUCACGUUCAUCCUUCCUCUCACUGUCAUCAUCACGCUAUACACGAGAGUGUUUGUAAUUGCUGUAUCUCAGGCUCGAGCCAUGCGCUCCCAAGUCACACGUGGCAAAGUACUGAAUUUCGUCUUUAUUGGCCCAAAAAAAUCUGAGUUGAAGGCAGCCAGGACUCUCGGGGUUCUCGUCUUCGUCUUCCUCGUGUGUUUCUGUCCGUAUUAUAGUGUCUCUCUCAUAGGGGACAACAGAUUACCUUCUAAAUUCAAAAGCUAUUUUGCUUAUAUGUAUUUGUUCAACUCGUGUAUGAACCCCUUAAUAUAUGUCUUGUUUUACCCGUGGUUUAGAAGAGCUAUUCGACUCAUUGUUACCCUGCACAUAUUGUGUCCUGGUUCCCGUGACACUAAAGUGAUGUAG